Messenger RNA from Pediculus humanus corporis (human body louse), 234 nucleotides. RefSeq lists its product as uncharacterized. The transcript has 2 exons. NCBI's taxonomy places the organism in Eukaryota, Metazoa, Arthropoda, Insecta, Psocodea, Pediculidae. The record is from RefSeq and is a predicted model, not a curated record. The coding region runs from base 1 to 234 and encodes 77 amino acids.
AUGACGGAAACUGCGAUAACUGUUACUCCUAAUGAAGGUGCGCCACACGUUAAAACCGAUCCUGGACAAGGACAAGGUACCCUGGGUGGAUUAAAUAUUAACCUGGAUUAUUUUAAAACCGUGCCUGGUAUUAUUAAAUUAGUACAAGCAAAAGCCAUUUUUUUCUCGACAAAAUCUGUUCUGUUGGCUUUAAAUAAAAAAUAUACCUUAAUUGUUAACGUUCUGUCGGAUUGA